This is a messenger RNA of Acipenser ruthenus (sterlet), 1106 nucleotides long. Its product is annotated as natural killer cells antigen CD94. The record is from RefSeq and is a predicted model, not a curated record. The transcript is spliced from 6 exons. NCBI's taxonomy places the organism in Eukaryota, Metazoa, Chordata, Actinopteri, Acipenseriformes, Acipenseridae. The coding region runs from base 94 to 780 and encodes 228 amino acids.
AGCUGUCUGCGUUCUGGGUUUCAAAGUCAAAGUCACAUUCGAGUACCGUACCGUGAUAUUGAUAUCGGAGCCCCGGAUACUCGAGCCGUCGCGAUGGACCGGAGCGGUGCUGUCGAACUGUCACCGAUCGCAGUACCGAACGAUUACCAAGACAGAGGGGAGACCAAAACAGAAGACGCUUACGAAACGCUACAGGUUAAUAACCCAGCGGGGCGGAAAGCUCGGACACUGACCAGCCGGUGGGGAGAUGCUUACAGGAGCUGUGGAAGGAGGGCUGUGUGUUUGCUGCUGAUGGCUGUCAAUGCCGGACUCCUGGGAUCCAUCCUGAUCAUCGUUUCUCUCCACUAUUCUCACACUGCCAGGGGUCUGCCCAGCUCAGCUGCUUCACAGCACGGCUGUCAGUCCCUUGAUGAGUGCUGGCUCCUGCACCAGGAGAAGCUCUAUUAUCUCUCCACUCAGAAGGGAAGCUGUGAGUUUGCCAGCCACUUCUGUGCCCAGAGGCAAUCAGUCCUGGCUGCGGUUGGGCAAGACAGAGAGGGCUUCUUGGCAUCUAGAACUGGGUCUCGGUCGUUCUGGGUGGAGCCCUCUGGAGGUGAAGAGUACACAGACUUAACAUUUGAAUCUUCUGGGGACAAUUUGGAGGAUCUGUUUCCUAUAGACCAGGAGUGGGAUUGGAUGCUCUCAGAUCAAUCCUGCCCUUGUGCUUUGCUGUCUGAAGGUGGAGUUCACUCAGCCCAGCACUGCCAGGAAGAAUUCAACUGGAUCUGCCAGAGAGCUUGACAGGGUUUAAAAUCCAGGUUUAUCACCGGCCAGCUAAAACUCCUCAGGACCCGGAACUCUCGUCACCUUCCACAAAAGGUGGACGAAUUCGAUUCUGUCUGAAAAAAAUAACGUAGUUACUCUUAGUUACAUUUUAAAAAGGACUGCGGCUAACGCGUGAAAUCAGAAAGCGAGAGUCGAGCCUCCCGCGUCACACGAACGCGCGUUUCAGAUCAUCUCGCUACAGGAGGGGAGGAGCGGGUUCGAUAGCCGGGUCUUCAGAGAAUAUUUUCAGCUGCAGCCUGACCAAACUGGAAAAAAAAAAAAAAAAAAUCUCUCUGUAAAAU